Fundulus heteroclitus (mummichog) is the source of this 2858-nucleotide messenger RNA. RefSeq names its product interferon regulatory factor 2-binding protein 1. Gene Ontology annotation, molecular function: transcription corepressor activity. The coding region runs from base 254 to 2020 and encodes 588 amino acids. Lineage: Eukaryota; Metazoa; Chordata; Actinopteri; Cyprinodontiformes; Fundulidae. The transcript has 2 exons. Gene Ontology annotation, cellular component: nucleus. The record is from RefSeq and is a predicted model, not a curated record. Gene Ontology annotation, biological process: regulation of transcription by RNA polymerase II.
UCCGGUGUCUCGUAACAUUUUACUUCCUUUCACACAGACCGACACGAACAAACCGAAAAAAGAAGACGUCGCUAAGUGUUAAGUAUUGUCGCCAGAAAGCCUCCUUCCGCGCCCGGUCCGUUGAGUAUUUCUGUCGGCCAUAGCGUGGCAUGUGGCGCUCGGUGUCCCGGCAGUGAGAAUUAGCAGAGAACCGCAGACUGGAACGUGUAGGCCUCCGAGGGAAGAAAGUUUAGCAGUCGGGCCUGUAAACAACAUGUCGUCCACCUCGCAGCCUUCCUCCAGACGGCAGUGGUGCUACCUCUGCGACCUGCCCAAGAUGCCGUGGGCCAUGCUGUGGGAGUUCAGCGAAGCGGUGUGCCGGGGCUGCGUCAACUACGACGGCGCGGACCGCAUCGAGCUGCUGAUCGAAACGGCGCGGCAGCUCAAGAGCACGCACGGGGUGUUAGACGGCAGGUCCCCGGGACCCCAGCCGAGCAAGCCCGGCUCGGUGGGCACCGUCGAGGCGGGGCGGCAGCACGGUGAGCGCGUGGACCGGGGGAGGGGGGAGUUCGGGGUGUCCUCCCGGCUCCCGAACGGCCUGCACCGGGCUGAGGACGUGGCUUUGUCGGAGGGGAGCCGCCAGAGCCCCAACACCCGCCGGGCCGUAGCCGGCGCCGUUCCCGGGCUCCACAGCACCAUAUCUCACGCCUUGAUUGCUCAAGGGUUGGUGGCAGCUCCUCAUGGGAUUUUAGCCCCGUUAUCAGGCUCCCGAACAGGCAGCGCGGCAAUCGCGGUCUCAGCGGGGCCCCUCAUGGGGGACGGCGGCAGGAGGCAGGCGGUGUCUCUGGGUGCCAGCACGUCGGCUCUGGUGGGCAUAGACCCGGCGGUGUGGAGGAACAAUGAGGUGAUGGCAGAACUGAACGAGGUGGCCAGGAACCGGGUGGAGGGCUGGCCGAACCGACCCAAGGCGGUCCGGGAUGUGCUGGUGGCCCUCAGCAACUCCAUCCCCUUCAACGUGCGCUUCAGGAAAGACCACAACUUCCAGGGCCGGGUCCUGGCUUUUGACGCCAACACCACCCCGGAGUUUGAGCUGAAGGUGUUCGUGGAGUACCCCGUGGGCUCCGGCAUGAUCUUCUCAGGGAUCCCAGACCUGGUCCGCCAGAUGUUCCGGGAUUCGGCCAAAGACGCGGGCAAAGCUGUGAACUCUGGGCUGCGAUACGUGGAGUACGAGAAGCGGCAGGGCACCGGGGACUGGCGCGGGCUGUCCGAGCUGCUCAACGACAGCGUGCGCAUGUUCAAGGAGCCCCCCAUCCCAGAGGUCCUGCCCCAGCCGGACCCGGUGCUGUCGUUGGCGGCCGCCGGGCGCCCCGGUCCGGCCAAGAGCACGGCCCGGCGCCGCAAGGCCUCCCCCGGCUCAGAGAACGGAGAGAGCGACGGGAGAGCCGAUCACGCGGCGAGGGAGUCCUGGGCCCGGGGGGCCUACGCAGACCCUAUCCCCGGCAUGGCCGCCCCCCAGGAAGGUCCGCCGCGUCUCCACAGCCAGCCGUCGCCCAUCUCGGCCCUCAUGGGGGUCACGGAUAGCCUGAGCUCCAGUCAGAUGCCCAGAGACAGCCCGGGCAUGUCGGCGGCCCACUCCUCCUCGGCGGCCGGCCGCUCCACCAGCAGCAGUCCCUCCACCGCCUCCACCUCCGCCUCCCAGGCGGCCAUGGGGCAGGGGAUGAGCGCGGUGGGGCCGAGCAGCAACGCCAGCGGCGGGGAGAGCGCGGGCGGCACGCAGGGCACCCUGCUCUGCUGCACCCUCUGUAGGGAGCGCCUGGAGGACACACACUUUGUCCAGUGUCCCUCUGUCCCUCACCACAAGUUCUGCUUUCCCUGCACCCGGGCCUUCAUCCGCAGCCAGGGUCAAGGAGGGGAGGUGUACUGCCCCAGCGGGGAGCGCUGCCCCCUGGCCGGAUCCACCGUGCCUUGGGCCUUCAUGCAGGGGGAGAUCUCCACCAUCCUGGCCGGAGACGGAGACGUGACGGUGAAGAAGGAGGAGUGACCCCCGACGUCUCCGAGCUGCCAUGGUGAAUGGGGAUCAAACACUUUGAAAGCACUUCCCUUUUUAUCUCAAGCAGAGGUCCACUUCGGCUGCAUUUCAUCAUGUGUGCCUCCAUAAGCAGAGUAAGUCAGAAGCCCCAGGAGGACUAACUACACCAGGAUCAGUCAGUAAAGACGAGAACUCACCAGUGAGGAGGAGGCGGAGCCUGUGGAGGCUCAGACCAGCCGUUCUUCCUCGCUCCACGUGGCUGACGCCUCCUUUCAAACAGCCCAGGACAGAAAGCACACGUUUGUCUGACAAUCUGAUUAUUUCUUUUUUUUUUUUUUGUUCUAAAUGUUGCAUUGUGUAUUAAACAGAUGCAGGACAGCGUUAUUGAUUGAUGGCUUGGCAAAAGUAAUGAAAUUCUUUAGAGGAAAAAAAGCUGAAUGUUGAACACAAACCCAUUUGGUCCUUAAAGCCAAGGAGUGCAAAAAUGUAAUCCCACAGUAUGUCUCGUAGGUAUUCUUCUGUUGUAUGUUUCAAAUGUGAACUUCCUUUCAAUAUGGCUAUGUAAUUUCUAUUUUUGAUACAAUACAAAUUUCUAUGUAUUUGUUUAUAGUGAUAAGAAGACCAAAGAUGGCUUCCUGCUCAGUGUAAUUUUCUGGUAGCUGUGUAUGCUGUAUUCACUGAUAACCUUGGCAUCAGUCACUAAUUAGUCCAUCUAUCAGAUGUAUGCUUGUUUUGUCUAUUUACUUUUUGAAUUUUAUGUAUGGUUAAGAUAAUUAGCAUCACAUUGAAUGGCUAACCCACACUUAUGUGAUCUGAACAGGUCAAUUCUACAAUAAAGACUAAAUAGUCA